Molecule: messenger RNA, 2363 nt
Organism: Lycium barbarum (goji berry)
Lineage: Eukaryota; Viridiplantae; Streptophyta; Magnoliopsida; Solanales; Solanaceae
Product: RNA-binding KH domain-containing protein RCF3-like
Exons: 8
Coding region: 200-1795 (531 amino acids)
Biological process (GO): regulation of gene expression
Cellular component (GO): nucleus; cytoplasm
Molecular function (GO): mRNA binding
Source: RefSeq, a predicted model, not a curated record
AUAAGGCUAGAGGCUGUUGGAUAUUUCAGUAAUUGACAUUUCUUUACAUGCAAACCCUAAAAACCUUCUAUAUUUGGCAAAGAUUUGGGUGAUAUUUUCUGCAGUGUCUUUGGUGCUUUAUAGAUCACAACGAAUUCAGUAGUACCCAAAGAAUUCUUCUUCCCCAAGAACACUGGUGACAAAUUCAGCUCAUCUUGGCAUGGCAGGACAGAGGAAUAACUUUGGGAAGAGAAUGCAAUCUGAAUCCGACCACCCGAGGAAUGAUGGAAGUAAGAGAAGGAAUCCAACUGAUGAAAAGGAAUCAAAUUCCCUUGGACCAGAGGAUACUGUUUUUCGUUAUCUGUGCCCCACGGGAAAAAUUGGAAGUAUCAUUGGAGUUGGUGGGGACAUUGCAAAACAAUUGAGGACAGAAACUAAUUCAAAGAUUAGGAUUAGUGAGACCAUUCCUGGCUGCGAGGAACGUGUGGUAACUAUUUAUAGCACUAGUGAAGAAACUAAUGUCUAUGAAGAGACUGGUGACCUGAUUUCACCUGCUCAAGAUGCUCUAUUCAAGGUGCAUGACAGGGUCUUUGCUGAAGAGCUGCGUAUGGAUGAAGAUCUGGAGGAUCCUCAGCAAAUUACUAUAAGGAUGCUUGUCCCAUCAGAUCAAAUAGGCUGUGUAAUAGGGAAAGGUGGACAAGUGAUCCAGAAUAUACGAAGUGAAACAGGUGCACAGGUUCGGGUCUUAAGCAGUGAGCACUUGCCUCCUUGUGCUCUAAACUCCGAUGAGCUUCUCCAGGUAACCGGUGAAGGUCCAGUUGUUAAGAAAGCACUUUAUCAAGUAGCAGCGCGUCUCCAUGAUAAUCCAUCACGGUCCCAACAUCAAUUGCUGUCGUCACCCAGCAUAUAUAGGUCUGGUGCUGGACUUGCUAUCCCUCAUGCUGGUCCCCAAGUAAUGGGUACGACAUCUUUGAUGGGUCCUUAUGGGAGAAUUGAUGGUAGAAGUCGAUCUACUUCUGUAAAAGACUUUGCAGUUCGUUUGGUUUGUCCAACUGAAAAUGUAGGCGCUGUAAUUGGCAAAGGUGGAAGCAUUAUCAAACAGCUAAGACAGGAAUCAGGUGCAGGUAUUAAAGUCGAUAGUGCUGCAGCUGAAGGAGAUGAUUGCGUUAUAUUUGUAUCUGCAAAGGAGGCAUAUGAAGAUCAAUCGCCUACAAUCGAUGCAACAAUGCGUUUGCAACCAAGAAGUAGUGAGAAAACUGAAAAAGAAUCUGGUGAUGCUGUCCUGACGACUCGCCUGCUUGUACCUAGUUCACGAGUUGGAUGCCUUAUUGGUAAAGGUGGUUCCAUUAUCAAUGAGAUGCGAAAUACCACAAGGGCAAGCAUCCGCAUCCUUUCGAAGGAAAAUCUUCCCAAAGUGGCAUCUGAAGAUGACGAGAUGGUGCAGAUUACUGGAGAUGCUAAUGUUGCUGGCAAUGCGUUAUUGCAAGUACUUAUGCGGUUGAGGGCCAAUACAUUUGAGAUGGAAGGAGCUUUUGCUGCAUUUUCUCCUGGCCUUUCUUACGUCCCAAUGCCUGCAAACACGCUAGAUGGUUCAAGAUAUGCAAAUCGUGAUAAUAGAUCGCGCCGGCAUGGUUAUUCAUCUUAUUCAGGUGGACAUGAUUACAAUGAUUUGCCUUCAACUGAAAGUUAUGGCGGUUCACAGGUUGGUGGUGGAGGUAGUUAUGCACCAUAUGGCGCGUAUUCUUCUGGGCGAUCUAGUAGUGCAGGGGUUUCCAGCCAUAACCCUCCUGCAUAUGGGAAAUCCUAUGGCUACUAGGGUGUAGAGGGUUGUUAGCAGCCGGAGGAUUGAUAGAUAAUUUAGUUCUUGUGAUAAAUUCCUAUAAGGUAAGUAUUUUUCUCUCUUGCAACUGUUAAACUUUAAUCCCGGGCAGAUUUAUGAUUUUAGUAGAAACAUAGAUACAAUUGUCAAAUAUUUCAGGAGGAAAGAAAGCCAGCGUGAUCGUGUUUAGUCAGUUAGCGUCAUUCUUGUACUAGCAAGAAGCCUUAGUCCAUUUCUGCAAAGGAAUAUUUCUUUUGAUGAAGGAAUGAAGCGUUUUGAUUAGAGCAGUUCUACGAAGACGUAUCACAUGUAUUGCCAACUGUCUUUUGCCCUUUGGAGAGGGCUUCAUGAUUCUUACAGUAGAAUUACUGGGAUUCCAUGUCUACAAAUGUAUUCUUUCGUUAAUUAUUACUUUCUCUUUGAGCAUGGAUUAGUGUGGAGAAAAAAGCAAGGUUUUAUUGUAUUACACAGAUUUGCUUGUUCUCUUAGCUCUGCGCUGCUUAGUGAGAGUUAUGCACUGUACAUUCAAAGCUGAUCCGAUUUCUUAUAUUGUGUUUGGAAUCAA